Molecule: messenger RNA, 651 nt
Organism: Malassezia japonica
Lineage: Eukaryota; Fungi; Basidiomycota; Malasseziomycetes; Malasseziales; Malasseziaceae
Gene: GSP1
Product: GTP-binding nuclear protein gsp1/Ran
Exons: 3
Coding region: 1-651 (216 amino acids)
Biological process (GO): ribosomal subunit export from nucleus; protein import into nucleus
Cellular component (GO): cytoplasm; nucleus
Molecular function (GO): GTP binding; GTPase activity
Source: RefSeq, a predicted model, not a curated record
AUGUCUGACGCUCAGAACGUUCCCAACUUUAAGCUGGUGCUGGUCGGUGACGGUGGUACCGGCAAGACCACUUUCGUCAAGCGUCACCUUACGGGUGAGUUUGAGAAGAAGUACAUUGCGACCCUCGGUGUCGAGGUGCACCCGCUGCAGUUCCACACGAACUUUGGUCCGAUCGUCUUCAACGUCUGGGACACGGCGGGCCAGGAGAAGUUUGGUGGUCUGCGCGACGGCUACUACAUCCAGGGCCAGUGCGGUAUCAUCAUGUUCGACGUCACCUCGCGUAUCACGUACAAGAACGUGCCGAACUGGCACCGUGACCUCGAGCGCGUCUGCGAGAACAUCCCGAUCGUGCUCUGCGGCAACAAGGUCGACGUGAAGGAGCGGAAAGUCAAGACCGGCGCUGUGACCUUCCACCGCAAGAAGAACCUGCAGUACUUUGAGAUCUCGGCCAAGUCCAACUACAACUUCGAAAAGCCGUUCCUGUGGCUCGCCAGGAAGCUCGUCGGCAACGCGGCCCUCGAGUUCGCCGCUGCCCCUGCCCUGGCUCCUCCGGAGGUCCAGAUCGACCACAACCUCAUGGAGCAGUACAACAAGGAGCUCGAGACGGCUGCUGCUGCGCCUCUGCCCGAUGAGGACGACGGUGACCUCUAA